This is a messenger RNA of Plenodomus lingam JN3, 942 nucleotides long. RefSeq lists its product as uncharacterized. The record is from RefSeq and is a predicted model, not a curated record. Lineage: Eukaryota; Fungi; Ascomycota; Dothideomycetes; Pleosporales; Leptosphaeriaceae.
AUGAAACGUAAACAGGACUUCGCUUUUACUUCAGCUAUGUGUCCGGAAGAUGCGCCCUUGACCACUAUACGCACAUCACGCGAGACGUUCGAAAACACUCACCGAGCAGAGUUUCGCAUGCUGGGACACGAAGCCUUCGCACAUGAUGUCAACACGGUCACCUACGAUUUUCACAUCCAGCUUGCUGCUUCUGGACGCCAUUCCACUUUUGGACUAGCGUUUCAACAACAGCUCCGGCGCUCCACGACCUCAAAGAGCAGGAAUGCCAGGUCGAUCGUUGCAACAGCAGACAACUUUCAUGACUUCUUCGGUAUUUCUGAGCGCCGUUACUCGCAUAAUGUUCAAUGGCUAUGCCCGGUGGUUACUGUGGUGGUGAAGGCGAAGCUCAGCAACACUUCUCCUCGAAGCUCAGCAACUCCAACACCCGAAAACUUGGCGGCAGGCGGCAGGCGGCAAAUCAUUCCUGCCAUCAACAACCAUAUGCUCAUCAGCUACUCUCGUAUCUCUCAGCACCCACAGCUAUUUAGAAUGCAGCACAUCAGCAGUUUCCCAAGUUGCACGCGCGGUUUCGAGGAACGAGGGCCGAUAGCUUGUCCACAUUGCGUUAAAGUGCCCGAAAGGCUCUUUACUCCAUCGACAGCAAUCACAUCGUCUACUGCUGCAACGAGCACAUCUUUCAAUAUACGGAGAACCAUCAGAGUGUCUGUGGUAAAGGUCGUGCCCGGGUCAUAUGCAUUUCGUGCAGGAGCCGUUGGCAGGGCGAUCUUCGAGCCAUGGGGCGAGGCAGUGUUCCUGUACAAGAUUUGGAAAUCGAGGUUUAUGGCCGAGACGGCUGACGCGGAUCUCUACCUCUGGCUGGGCUAUGAUAAUCUUACAGUCGUCUCCGACCGCAGAUGGAGCCGUGUGGGACAACAUCGCGCGGAACGCUGCUACAAGCUAUGA